Molecule: messenger RNA, 3195 nt
Organism: Cuscuta campestris
Lineage: Eukaryota; Viridiplantae; Streptophyta; Magnoliopsida; Solanales; Convolvulaceae
Source: the annotation of a GenBank genome assembly
GAAAAAAAACGAUUGAGUUUCUUUCUCGCGCAAUCCAUACCCAUUUUCAGGUGAAGGAACUGCAUCGACUAGGGGAGAUCGAGUCUUGCGUAGUUGAGGAAUGAACAAAUUAUAAUUUGAACCAGAUUCGAAAAUUAGGCCAAUGAACUGCCGCAACUAUCAGAGUUAGAGGAGCAGUAAAGGAAGCUCCAAGGUCGUACAAACGCUGAACCAGUUUCUUCUCUAAUUCUGAUGCUCAAAUUUUCAAUCCAUGAUGUUCACCUUUCAUCGUAUUCUAUGGAGUGAAGCCGGAUGAAAAGAUCAAGUUUGUGUGUGGCAUUCAAAAGGCUCAACAUGUUAUAUUUGCUAAUUGGGUGUGUGUUUCCUUAGCAUCCUCACAUUUUGGAGUUGCUAUUGGAGUGGAAGCAUCCGGACGAUUGGAGUGGACGACCAUACUACAUCUAUUUUCAAUCUUCUUCUCCGUCCAGGUUAGGGACUGAAUUUUUCAGUUUCAAUUGCUCUUCUGUCCUAGCAAAUUGUCAAGAUUUAAAUAUUAAUUUUAUCCAAGAAUGGAUGCUGAGCUAUGCAUAUUUGCAAAUUUCUUUGCUAAUUUUUUCUCCAAUGGAAACACAUUCAUGACUCAUCAAGAGUACAGAGUUCUUCGCUAGCCUCGACUCACUCAGGGAUAUGUAGUAUUAAAUUUUUCCCCUGGCAUUGCUCAAUUGUUUCACGUGGAGGAGUGGCUUCAUUGCACUGCUAAAAUUUAGGGUGCGUGGAAUCAAUUCCCCUCUCAUUCUUCCUCUGUAAUGGAACUACCUUCACUAUCUCAAUGUCUAAUGUUAGAACUAAUUAUAGUGGGUGAACCAAAGUGUUCUCUUUCUGCUAAGUUGAGAAGGCUAAGGGUGCUGGGAUUACUAUAUGGGAGUUUCUCUGAAGAUAAGUCUUUUAGUUCCGCUCAUUUGGUGGCUUUUCCUUCUUUAUCUAUGGAUCAGAUGAAAGGAUGAAGUAAAGUGUUUUAGAGCUAAUCUUGCAGAUACAUGCAAUAUGGCUAAGUUAGAUAGUGAUAUUCACGUGGUUGACACUGACAAAACAUUUGCCAGAUUCUGCACGGAAUCCAAACAACUUGAUCCUGAAAGACACCAGAAGUACAUCUAUGGUGGUUGUGUUGGUGCAUACGUGAAGGUGAGUUGGCAUAUUAGUGUUCAUUGCUAUUUUCCCACUAACAUGAUGUGUGUUAUAAUUUUAAAAGAAUUUCUUUUCUAAUUCUCCAAGAAUGGAUGAUUAGCUUAUGGAAAUAUUUUCAUUCAAUCCUUAAAUUUUAUGUGAAAGAAUGUAAAGAGAAAAGUAUAGCGAACAUUAGAAUGAGUGCCAUUAUAACAUUUGGUCAAAAUAUUUUUUUUAUUUUCUCCAAUUGAUAUUCACAGUCAAACUAUUAGGAUCUAUUGGAACUAAAAAUUACUUGGGAAUUGAAGGCAUAUAGGUUUGAAUAUUUGAAAGUGUAAAAAAACUAGAAAGAAUGAAAAUUUGUAUCUGGAUAUGAAAAAUACUCGGGUAUAAAUAAUAUUCCAGCAACCAUUUUCAUUUACAUUCUUCAUAGAACACUAAACUCAAGGAAAUAGGUUUUGUACACACCCCAAAGUUUUCCAUUCUCCAAAACAACCCUUUAAAUACUAAGGGAAUUAUUUUCUGGUAUGAUUCAAGGUGCAGGACCAAGUAAAAGGAUUUUUGUGAAUCUGCUUUGUUCCUUUGACAAGAGUCAUUUUUCUGCUCAAAUAGUUUAACUUCCUCCCUAUUAUAUCCUUUUGAUUGAUUGUUCUUAGAACUUUCGAAUGCCAUGCACUAGGUGUACUGGGAAACUGUUUAACUAUCUUCUUCCUUAGGUCUUUAUCAUCUGCUACUAAGAUUCUUCCUUCCUUAAAUAUGCAUCCACCCUUCAACUAAUGCUUUUCAUGACAUUUGUGGUUAGUGUUAAUUCUUUUUUAAUAAGCAGCAGGAAAAGCCUAGACAUGAAACUGAGAAUAACAAUAAUAGUACUUAGUAGUUAAGGAUAAAACAUGUAAGUUUCAAAAGAGAAGGACCAUUUCUCAUUGUAAACAUUUAUCUAUGUGACAUAUGUGGCUCUGAGUAUCUAUAACUCUAUGUGACAAUUGACAAAUAAGGCUCCAGUGUAAAAAAUGUUUAUCCCAUUUAGCUAAAUCCACCCAUUUAUGAGGAUUAUCUUUAGGAAAAGUUCACGUCCUCUUUCCCUUUUUACACUUUUAGGGGCAAAUUUGUACAUUUGUAACAAAUGAUGUGGAUUUUGCCAAAAUAGGUUUAUCCCAUUUAUGUUUUUUUUGGGAAAUUUAUAUUGAUUUAUAUAAUUUUAUGUUUUAAUAUACUUCAAGAUAUAAAAAUAAGUUUAAUUUUUGGUGAAGGCUUCCAAAUGGGUAAUGAUUAGACAUGAAAUUUAGAAAAUGUUUGAAAGUCGGAUAAUAACAAAUAUGGAUGCUUGGUUGUUUGGUAGUGUUCAUGUAUUAAAACGCUUCUCACUCAAGCGAUGAAAUCCGUUCUUUGUUUCAUUCUUUUAGAGUUAUUGGUUUCAAUUUUUUCCAAUUGUUGUAAUUUCUGUUUCAGUCUUUUGCCAAACUUUCCAAUUUUCUUUCAUUCCUAAAUGAUUUUGUACAUCGUCAUUUUCAAUUGUUUCAAUUAUGAGGAGGAUCCGGGCAGCGAUGCAGAGAACAUGUGCAGAAUGGAACUGCAGAAGUGAAGAAGGAGAAGCAAAAUAAGUCUAAAGCCACCAUCUGCCAUGGUGCAUUAAUCUUAUUAUGUGGUUUACUGGAUGAGAUUUUAGUAGUGUCAAUUAUUUGUUUUGUUUCCUUUAAUCUCUAUAAAACUUACUUUUUAUGUGAUCUAAUUGAACAUAUUUUUUAUUCUUUCCAAGGCAAUGAAUCACAAGAAAGAAUAUAUUAUUAAUGCGAUUUGCUGAUUAUUUUCGGUUUUAAAUUAAUGACCCAAAUCAACACAUGUUCAUACUAGAAUAUGCAGGAGUAUCAGGCUUUCCAGAUUUAUCGUAGUGUUUGUUUGUACCAAGUUGAUUUUUGUGGGGAUUUAUCAGAGCCUGGUUCUUAUCCACCUUACCAAAGAUAUUACUAUGAUGGGAAGGUACGAGCUCUUAACGAACAACUUCUAGACCAAGGAUUCAAAGUAAUUCCAUCUUACUAAACUUAUACGUGCAAU